Molecule: messenger RNA, 1563 nt
Organism: Paraglomus occultum
Lineage: Eukaryota; Fungi; Glomeromycota; Glomeromycetes; Paraglomerales; Paraglomeraceae
Source: the annotation of a GenBank genome assembly
AUGGGUAAUCCAAUCGAUGCCGAAAGCUUCACGACUGUGCAACACAUUCGUUCCAAAAUUCUCAAUCCUAAUUUUACGACACAACAGCAUAUAGACCUUGUUAACGAAUAUGGUGCUUCUUCGUACAAGGCCGCUAUUUAUUCCUUAUCCGAUCAUAAUGUCGCUCUUUCUGUAGGAACUAAAGCUCGUACUGUUGUUGCAUUAUGGGCAACUAAGAAUUACGCUAUUGUUGACGAAUUCCUUACCACAAUGGUCCCAGCUGAGGUGUUCAAGACGGUGCAGUUACUAGAUGCGCCCCGAAAAGCCAGACAAUGGCAAAAGAAGCUCGAUUACUACACAGCAAAAGGAUUCAACGUUCGCGCAACUACAAAAGCUAGAAUUCAACAAGAAAUCAACAAUUCCAGCCAGGAAAGUCAUUCAUCUAAUUUGACCAGUUCAUUUGCGAGGAGAAUACGCAAGUGGUGUAAAUCAUUUCCUCAGCAUCGAUUAGACUUUUUCCUGCUUAAUUUUACUAAAGAACCCUGGAAGGAAUUGGCUGAUUUGGUGCACCUCCGUGCCAGUGACUUUCAAGCACCAUAUUUCCUUCCGAUGAUUUAUGGUGCCGAGGCACCACCCGACUCUUCCAUUGCCGCAUACACAAACAUAACAACCGAAAAUCUCGAGAAUGUCCUUGUAGCUCAUCCAUAUUUAACAGAAUGUUAUUCUUAUAUUAGGCAAAAAGUCAAAAAUAACGACAUUGUACUAAAUGACACUCAUAAGACCAUUCUAGUUCAACGCGCGCCUCUGGAAGACGUCUUGUGGUUCUACGAAGAACUAUGCUGUGCAGAAGCUAAUACAGCGAUUACUACGCGUUUACUUAAUCGCGAACCAUUGAUGUCCGUUCAUGGGAGAGCUAAUUAUUCAAAAUUGAUGGAAAGAAUCCUUACAUUCCGAAAACUGAAUUUGCCGUUUGUCGGUCAACUGAUGGAUUACGCGGAAGAGAAGUUAGCAACAAUCGAACUACCUGAGGGGGAGCAACAUUCAGUAGCCGUGUUCGGAGACUGUUCGUCAUCCAUGGGAGUUGCCGUACAGGUUGCUACAAUUAUCGGAUCGUUGCUAUCGGUAUACUUAAAGGCGGAUCUGACGUUCUUCAACAGUGGAAUCGUUCAUCCACCACUAAUCCCAAGGGGCGCGGCAGACGUGAUUACAGUGACCGAGACUAUUCGCGCUAACGGAUCUACCUCACCGGCUGCCACAUUAUAUCCUUAUUACGAAGAACACAAGCACGUUGAUGUGUUCAUCGUUGUUACGGACGAGGAAGAGAAUACACGCUCCCAUUCCUAUAGCUUUGCUUCUCUCUUUAAAAAGUAUCGUGAGGAGAUUGUGCCGCAUGCUCAAGUAUUCUUUGUCAGUUUUCUUAAAGGUAACGAUCGCGGUCAAAUGAUAACUGCACUAGAACGCGAAGGAAUCACGGAUGCACAACAAUUUCGAUUAGAUGGCAAUCGCCCUGACUUGAGCAAGUUUGAUGAGUUAUUGGGUGUGCUGGCCAUAGAAUUAGUUGCUAUUCAACAGAAGAAACAGUGA